Molecule: messenger RNA, 2400 nt
Organism: Eriocheir sinensis (Chinese mitten crab)
Lineage: Eukaryota; Metazoa; Arthropoda; Malacostraca; Decapoda; Varunidae
Exons: 10
Coding region: 53-2218 (721 amino acids)
Source: RefSeq, a predicted model, not a curated record
AUAUUAUUCUGCUGAACACAAACACGCCGCACACAAGGGAAGGAAGGACGUGAUGGAGCCCUUCUUUGACUUUGUGCCGGUGGACGUAAAGGAGGAGCCGGUAGACAACCAAGUGUCAUCAUUCACCACACAGCAGCCGCCCUCACUGGUGGAUAGCGUGAGCGAUCACUCCGAAGAUGUUCUCUCCCAGUGUGACGAGACUGCUGUCAAGAAGGAGAAGGAGGAGGAGGAGGAGGAGGAUGUGUGCGUGAAGGAUGAGCCCAUUGAAGACUUGGACCCAGCCACUAACUGUACCUUUGUCCCUACGCUGAAGCCCAAGCUACGUAACAUCAGAGCCAAGAAGUUUGGUACUGGUGGUGUACUGUCUCCUCCCUUGGUGCUGGCAGUACUGGUGCCGCCCAUGGCUGUGCAGCGGGAGCCACCACCCCUGGGCAGCAUGGACCCUGGCUUGGGUUUACUGGACGUCAGUGAAGUCGGCCCGGCAUUGAAAUAUGACUUUGCUGACGAUGGGUUUAAAAAUAUAGUCGUACAAAAUGACGCAAAUACGGUACAACUACGAACAAAUGCAGCUACGGAGGAGAGAGCUAUGCAGUGGCUACAAGUCUAUAUGAAGAGGUUUAGGACUGCACUGAAUCGUGUACUCAAGAGACAUGUUGGCAAGAAGUUACUGUUCUGCUGCUAUUACAGAUGCCAACACGGGAUCAAGAAAAGCCAAGGGAAGAAGAAAACUUAUACUGGGUGUAGUUUCAGGCUGGCUAUCAAGAUAAAAGUCAUCACCAAGUACAAUAUGAGGCAUGACAAGUAUGUCCAGGAGUACCCGUGCAUUGUGAUCAUUCACGGCGAACACAAUCACAGCACUGACUCGGCAAGCGCCUAUGGCCAACUCAAGGUACUCAGAGAAACAAAAGAGGACUUCAUGAUGUAUUUUGAUGCCGGCAUGACCAUUCCCCAGGCAAAGCGAUUUCACGAGGAGAAGAUGCUGCUGAAUAACUCUGAAAUGGCCGACAGUAGCACCAAUCCCAGCUCCCGUGCCGUCUCCUACCUUAGACAACUCUGGCUGGCAAAGAAUGAGGGCAGGCUGGGAGGACCUCCUGAUAUGUUUUCUGUCAUAAAGAGGUAUGCAGAUGACCACCCUGCUUCCAGGAUUGCUUGGGAUACUCAAGCCAGCGUUGUGGUGCUGGUGACAGAAUUUAUGUUACGUGUCCACAAAGAGAUUACAGAAGCUGGCGACAUUGUCUUUGUGGAUACGAGCAGCCAUGUGGACCAGCCCGGCUCAGCCCUGACUGCUCUGCUUUGUGCCAGCCCCGCCGGAGCCGUGCCUCUUGGACUGGUCUUCUCCUCGUCACAUGAUGAAGUGGCCUUCACAAAAGGCUUUGGUCUACUCCGAGAUGUGCUGGGAGAGGCUGCCUUCCACGGCAAGAGUCAUCCAGACUGCUUCAUCACAGACAGCUGCCAGGAAGAGAAGAAGGCUCUCCGUGCUGUGUGGCCGCAUGCUAAACAGUACCUGUGUGUUUUCAAUCUGCUGCGGCAGUUGUGGCGGUGGUUCAGCACCACCCGCUGUGUCAAGAAGAAGGAUCGCCCCAGGAUGAUGAGGGUGGCCCAGGGGCUGGUGUGUGCCAGAACAGAUUCAGAGUUCAUGGAGGUGUGGGAAGGGUACCUGUCUGGGGCACAUGCACAGAAGUACCAGGCUUAUACCAGAUAUCUGUCCAAAAUGGUGGAGCAGAAACAAUCUUGGAGCCUUCAUGAACGCAAUGGGAACCUGCUUCACAAUGCUAACAACUUUGAAUCCACUAUGUGCAUCAUAAAAGACAUUGUCCUCAACAGAUGUAAAGGCAUCCCGUGCUAUCUCCUCAUGUACAUGAAUGAGGUGUUCGACAGCUACAUGCAAGGGCGGCUUCUGGAUGUGGCCCAGCUGGGGAGGACGCUUGACCAAGCUCUGCCACGGUCACCCAGCGAUGCUUUCUCCAUCCAGCGAGAUGGAGAACGGUACCUCGUGUCCAGCACAGCCCACGACGGCGUUGCCUAUGCCGUUGAUCCUAACAUAGGAUUUUGUGAAUGCAAGCAAGGACGGACCGGCAAUGUAUGCAGACAUCAAGUGGUUUGUGCGGAGAGAGGUCUCAAGCUCUCUGAAGCUUUCGUGGAUUCACCCGAGUGCUGUCGAUGGCUCACAACCAUAGCAGUGGGGGAGAAGGCAGCAAAACGACAAAAAACACACUAAACAGAUUAAGUCCAAACAUGAAUUUAGUGUAUUUUCUCUACCUGCAGUAAACAUGUUUAGGAAACUCUUUUGUUUUCAGAGAGAGAGAGAGAGAGAGAGAGAGAGAGAGAGAGAGAUAUUGCAAAGAAUUUUUUUUUUGUCCUUAUAUGUAUAUAAUGUAUUUUUUCUACUUGAAGUAAAAA